Molecule: messenger RNA, 5678 nt
Organism: Caenorhabditis auriculariae
Lineage: Eukaryota; Metazoa; Nematoda; Chromadorea; Rhabditida; Rhabditidae
Source: the annotation of a GenBank genome assembly
AUGGAAUCGUCCAAGGAUAACAGCGGAAAUAAUUCUGCGCCUGGUUUGUUUUUGUUUAAAUUCUUUUUUUAAUUUGGUCAGAAAAAAACACCACAAGUUUUCGGCAAAUAAGCUAUAACGUGAAUUAAUGUUAAAGUGAAAUUACUUUAAAUCGAUAAUUGUCGGUUUUUUUAAAAAUAUUUUUUUCAAAUGUCAAAGACCAAAGAAAUCGAUCUUUUUUUCACUUGUUAUGUUGACCAGUUUGAAAAGAUGUUUUGAAAAAAUUUGAUAAGGGAAACACAAAUUACUUUUUUAGAUGGUGAUAUCAAUGAAAGUCGUCCGAGGCGGCUUUUCGAAAACGCGCCUUCUACGGAUGAAUCCGACAGUUCCACCGAAGGUUGGGCGCUUCUUUCUUUAUAAAGUGUUCAAAGUGAUCCGUGAAAUUCAAAAUAGACGUCGGUGAGUGAAAUAGAUAACUAAAUCUUGGAGAGUCGAAGAUAUUUUUAAAUUUCACGGAACUCGCUUCAAACACGCACCUAGCUUCGAAUUUCCCUCAACUCGAUUGGAAUCUUUAUUUUUUCAUAGAUCCGAACGGAGCGGAAACAGACGGCUCUUCUUCGAAUCGCGGCUGUCUGAAGAACGAUCGUUCCCGGAAAGAUCAGCCGUCGACGUCACGUGCCAUCAGAACACCUCAACAGGUAGUGCAUUCCAGUCUUCCAAAUUAGUGAUUGGGAAUAGUUCCUAUCGAGUAACUCAUAUUCCACAGCUUUGUAGGGAAUAAGAAGUUCCUGUUUGAGAAAGGUAGAAAGCACACUAAUAGAAACUCUCACGAGGAAGGUCAUUUUACUUUGCGGUUGGGAAUUCCCUGAACAUUGGUCAAAACACUUCUCAAUGUACCGGAUGAAGACCCUGAGAGAGUCAACCUACAAAACUUUCUAGUUUUCGAGAAAGGAUAUCUUCAAGUCAAAGAAAAAACUAAAAAUCCGUUGAAAAGGGUGAUUUUUAUUCUUUGAGCCCUCAUUUCUCGAAAAUAAGAGAGUUUUGCAGGUUGAGACUUUCAGAUUCUUUUUCUGCUAAUUCAAAAUUCUGGUCUAUUUUUAGGAAGUUUCCAACCGCAAAGUAAAACGACCUCUCAUGUCAGUUCUCUAAUUAUUCGAAUUUGCCUUUUUCUUAUUUUUAUAAAGCGCUGUUUUCAAGCGAAAAAACAUUUUUCAUAGCUCAAUUAGGCAAUUUUUCAGCUUCAUAGACGUAGGUGAUGGUAAAUUUGUUCGAAAAGUUCUUUUUCCAGGUAUCCUGGUCUUUCGCAACGAAACCCGCCACCCCACACUCCCAACCACCUGCUGGAAUGAAAGCCAAAGGUAAUUGAUAUUUGAUACUGUUUUUGGCAUUCUGAGCAGACUUGCUCGCCUUUUUUUUUUCAAAUCGGUAUUCAAUUUCUCAAGAGUUUUCUAAAAACAGUUUAGAGUGAAGAUUAAAAAGGAAAAAGGGUGUGAGACUUUCUAAACUCCCCACGCUUUUUCAUUUCCUUCGAAAUGUUCAGCUUUAUAUAGAAAGUUAAAGAGCUCUCAUUUUGCUCAUGAAGUAAUGAUUCACAGUGUUAAUGGUUCAUGGGCUUGUUAUGCACACCUUCAAAACCAUUCCUCUUUACUUCAAGAAUUUCAGUUUUAUUUCAAAUAUGGAAAUGUUACAACUCAAAUUGGUAAAAAGCGAAAAGCCGGUCAAAGGUCAUGUAAUAACCGAGGAGCAGCAACUGCUCUUGGGUAGUCACACUCACGGCACGCGCUUUUUUUCUUUUCCCAUCUCCCUCAUUCAACGGUUAUCCGGCACCUAUUAAUGGGGAUUAGGCAACAUUGAUAUAAUCUAUUCAUCUCAGAUACUUUCUUCAAAUAGCUCGAUAUGACGCUCUAUAUGCAUAUCAACUAUGAGUUCGAGGAUAUUUGUUUAUUUUUUUACUUUUAACGUGAUUCAACAAAGUUACAUCGAAACUUUUGGUAUAUUCUGGUAAAAUUUCAGAUAAGCUCAUGAAUUUAAGAGUUUUAUAUCAAAUAGUCUCAGCUCAGAAUAAGGUGUUCGCGUGUUAGAAACCGCUCUGUCGAGCUUCAUAUCAAUGUACCUGAUCCUCGAGCUAAAAAUUUCAUUCACUCAAUCGGAAUUUUCGUAUAUUUUUAGAGUAAAAAACAAGAAAAGCUUUAUUUUCGCAUUUCCUAAACCCUCGAGAAAUUUUUUUCUGAUUCAGAGGGAAAAAAACUGAUCAUAUUUUUUUUGAGGAAUUUCUUCAGAGCGGGCCAAAUAGACGCUAAUCCCACUGAUUUGUCAAAGUGAACUUUAGUUCGUAGGGAGGGCGGCCAUUUUGUUGCAUUUUUUUCUUUUUUUCAGUAGAAUCAAAAGUUUAUCAUUUCAAUUUUUUUAACCAGCGUUUUUGAACAGAAAGAAGCUACCCUAAAAUUAUUUGCAAAAAAUUAGGUUGUUAAUUUGGUGAGCGUCGAAUCUUAAGAGAAUCUAUGAGGGUCUCUUUUAACUCUGAAAAUUUUGAAGUUUUCAGCCGCCUCUUCCUCGGAACUUUCCACUUCGAGGUCUUCUUCGGCUUUUCGCAAAUCAUCUUUAGUCGGCCGAGGUUCAGCUUCUUCUUCUGGUCACACCAGUCCAUCUGGUUAGUCUUCCCCUUUUUUUUGCUGAUUAGAGUGGAUUCGAAGAAAGUUAAGACAUUGAAAUUUUUCUUUUCCUUAUACAUGGAUUACACUUUCAAAACUUCAGAAAUUUUUCACCAAGUAGUCACAAGAGCAGGUCCGUCCCAACACGAAGGGAAACAAAGUUUUUACUCAAUGUUGCUUUAAAGUAGCUAUGUAAUCGUUUCGUAGUAUUUGGAAUAUAACGUUAUAUUUUGCUAGACAACGUAAUUGUUGAAGUAAAAUAUGUGUUCAAUCCUAAUGCGUAGAAAAUUUCCAUUGAAGAGUCACCGGCGCGAGCGACUGGAGCUGGAUCUUCUUCAAGCGAAUCGGCGGCCGAUCGUUCUUUGACGACGCCACCGCUGCCGCCUGCUCUCAAAAACUCGAGCAAGGUUCUUUCUUUUAAAAGAACUUUUUCGAAAUUGGUUAUACAUAUGAAACUUUUAGAAAUCCAUUACGGUUCAAUAAGUGAGAACUCAGAAUUGAACAAACUCUUCUUUCCAUGAAAUUUGUUUUUUUUUUGAGUAUCUUGAAGAUUCUUAUGAAACUGAUAUCAGGACGUGAUCUACCGAGGCCAACGGUCAAUGUCUCUCGGUAGCUCGGCGCACGAUUCCUUGAUGUCUCAGCUGGCGGCCCGCCAAGGAAACACCAUUGACAUGUCUCCCGGCGAAGGUUUAUCUCGCAAAACUUGCAAAAAAGAAGAAAUUGUAGGGGACAAAGUGUGUCUCCUGGUAGACGGGACGCGGUUUCUGGUCUCGCAACGACUUCUGACGAGCAAGCCCGACACAAUGCUCGGUCGUAUGUUCUCCAUCCGAGCCUCGUGUACAGACCUGGCCGCCGAACUGGUUGCUCCCAAUGAUCACGAUGAGUUCGAGGUAACCACUCGCUUGUUUUGCCUCUUAUACUGCGAAGCACUAGGAUUUCAAAAAGAUAUCAUAUCAUUUACGGAAAGCCGUCAUAGAAAAUGGAAAGCAGAAAUCACAAUAUUUUUUAUGAAUGAAACAACAAAAAAAAACCGAUUUUUCUCAGCAAUAAAACUAGAAUUAAUUGUACAAGUGGUUUGAUAUAUUUUUGAAAGAAGAGAUGAUAACCGAAAAAGUUUUGCGCUCGUCAACAAGGAGACAUUUUGUUUCGGAAAAGUUACCUUCAUUUUGGACUGCGCAGGUGGCUGAUGGCCUUUCCGCCUCAUGCUUUCGCGCUGUGCUGGACUACUACUCUUCGGGCACGAUGCGCUGUCCUCCAAGCGUCUCAGUUUCUGAACUCCGCGAGGCUUGCGACUAUCUGCUGGUCCCUUUCAACGCCAACACUGUCAAGUUGCUCGUUCCCGCCAUUUCCUCUUCAAUGAGGCUUUUGAGGUGCCAAAACCUUCACGCUCUUCUCCACGAGCUGUCAAACGAAGGCGCUCGAGGCCAGUUUUCUCAUUUUCUCGAAGAGAUAAUCUUGCCUCAACUCGUGGCCAGCACCGAGGUUCGUCAGAAAAAAAAACUGCAACAAACAGUGAUUGGUGCAGCACGGCGAACGAGAAUGUCAUCUGGUCGUGCUUCUGGACGACGACAUUGUCGAUUGGGACGACGAAUAUCCGCCGCAGAUGGGGGAGGAGACCACUCACGUCGUUUACUCGACACACUUGUACAAAUUCUUCAAGUAUGCCGAAAAUCGGGAUUGCGCGAAACAGGUUUGAUGGAUAAAAGUUGAUUAUGUGACUGAAACCAAUUUUAAGAGGGGAAAAGUUUAGAAAAAAAAACGUUGGAAAGUUUUGCCAGGCAUGAAGAGGAAGAAUUUUCAUCUUUUCCUAGGAAAAUAUGGCGAAAUUUUCGAAAGUCGUAUUCAAAAUAAUUGAAUUCAUUUAACGACCCAUCGGUUUCGAUUUUUCUGAAGAUUUUUUUAUUAUUUUUGUUACAUAUUAGAUAAAUGAAAAAAAUUAGAAAAACAAAGGUUAUAGGUUCUCAAAGAACGGGGACUGAAAAAAAUACGCCUCGGUAUGGAAGGCUACCCAACGCACAAAGAGAAGGUUAAGAAACGAUUUAAUCGAGCCGAAGGUAAAAAAAGCUCCGAAAAUAAAUACGAAAAGGAUGAUUUAGUAAUUUACAACUACGUACAACGGCCCUUCGUUCAUUGUUCUUGGGAAAAAGAAGAAGCCCGCAGUCGACACGUCGAUUUCGCUUGCCCCAUUGUCAAGGUCUACAUCUUUUCAAUCUUCUUGCUUUUUUUUUUUAGGUUUUCUAUAUAUCGCAAAAAGUCCUUGGAAGAAUGUGGAGAAGUUUUCUUUAGAUGGGUUUGAAAAGCUUUUUUCUCUUGAUUAUUUUGGUUUUGUAGCACUUCCAACAAAUAUUCUUGUUUUUUUAGUUUUUCUACAUAUCGCAAAAAGUCUUUGGAAAGUUUGUUCUCCUUUUGCGUAAAUACUCGGAUGUUUUCCUUCUCUUUUCAUAUUAUGAGUAAUAACUUCGGUACAAUUAAAAGAAACUUUCUAAUUUUUUCGCGUUUUUUUUUUCAUUUCUUAGCAACUGUUAACAAUGAUUAAAAAAAGGCGCAGAUAUGUGUUUAGAGUCUUUGUGAAUGUAGCAGCUAUAUGUUCCGAGUAACUACGAAAAGAUAAGAAGUGUUUUUUAGUCAAAGUCGAAUCCAUCGUUGGCUGCGGCGGCCUCGGAUCCUCUGCCACAGCCGGCGCCACUCCAGAAUCAUCCCAACCGCGGCGGCGUCUUCAACGAGGCGGCGCCACUUGCCGCGGCCGCUCACGACGAUCGUCUUCUCGGAGUCAACGUCCCUGGCAACCAGGCAAGUUGUCGCAAUCUACUGUUUAUGAAUUUUUAAUUUCCGGAGACCGUCCUAUAAAUGAAAAAACCAGCUUCAGGAAAAUUAUACCAGGUCAUUUUCAGCAGGUUUUGACAACUUCCCAUAACUCAUUGUUAUUUAUGGAUCAACUCUUUCGAAGAACUUUGAAACUUCAUAAUAAGAUAUAUCUAGCACGGACAUCCUCUCCACUCGCCUCCUGUGAACUUCCAACGUCCUGAACGAGAUCGAGAAGAAGAAUAA